UCGUCAUUGGCUGGCGGCGAAGUAACUUGUACGCGUAUGUUACUCCAUUUUAUUUUAAGAACCGUAUAUUAUUUGCUCAUGAAGUUAAGUUGGGUCAACGGUGAAAUAUUCGAAUUUUUCAUUUGACAAAAGGAAUUCAGUGUGUAGGACGUUGUAGUUUAAACAUUUUAAGUUCUAGUUUUUGUAUUUAAGUUAUAAUCGGUAACAAGAUGUUUUGGACAAUGAAUCGGCGUUGGAAUAGGUUUAAAAUAGCAUUUUGUAUUCGUAUAAUGUUUUUCGGUGUACCGCUAAUGUUCUUUAUUACAAAUAACUUUAGUGCCACGACGAAUGAUUACUCUGGUCAGGAGACAGUCAGAUUUUCUUCCCGCCACCUACUUGGCCUAAUCGAUCAGGAGGAUAAGAACUGUUCCCCUGCAGCAAUUUUAGAAUUCCCCUCCGAUGGUCUGAACAAAACUCAGAGACAAAAUGGCUACAUACUGAUACAUUGCGUGCUGGCGAUUUACUGCUUCCUCCUGCUCGGAAUCAUCUGCGAAGAAUACUUCGUACCCGCAAUUGAAAUAUUGUCUGAACGUUUGAAGAUGCCAGCGGAUAUCGUCGGUGCAACGUUUAUGGCCACAGCCAGCUCAAGUACAGAGCUCUUUAUUAAUUGUGUCGGCACGUUCAUCACAGAGGGAGACUUAGGCGUGGGUGCCAUUUUAGGUUCGGCAGUGUUCAACAUUCUCGCAGUACCUGCACUCUGCACCCUUAUUGCUGGAAAGGUGAUAAUUCUCGAUUGGUGGUCAAUAUCCCGUGAUUGUAUGAUGUACGCGGUCGCUGUCGUGGCUCUCAUCUUGACUCUGCUUGACUCAAAAGUGUACUGGUACGAAGCCUUGCUGUUGAUCCUGGCAUACAUUUGGUAUAUUGUUGCCAUGGUAUAUGACGGGCUUCUUAGUAAAAUGGCGAAAACAUGCUGCAUAUUCGGCGACAGCUCUGAGGCAGCACCGUUACUUUAUGACGUUAACGGUAAUGAUACAGCACAAUCACCGCAACGCACUUACUGGGAACAAAAAAUAAAUAUCAAUGAACGGGGCAAACAUGAAUCCUCUGAGUCUGGUGACUAUGAUUAUUUAAGCUUGUCACAACCAAACCCGAUUUGGAGCUGGCCAAAUAAAACGACAUCGAUCUUCCAGAAACUGUACUGGUUAGUAAGCUGGCCCAUACGCAUAAUGCUUUGGUGUACAAUCCCAGACUGCAAAAAAUAUUACCGCAUUUACCCCGUAUCCUUAAUGAUGUGCAUAAUGUGGAUCGCUGGAGUAUCGUAUCUAGUGGCAUGGAUUAUCACAAUUAUAGGUGAUACACUUGACAUUCCUGACAGCAUCACUGGGCUUAUCAUAGUAGCAGCGGGCGCGAGCAUACCAGAAGCUGUGUCAAGUGUUUUGGUUACGAUUAAAGGUCAUGGUACGAUGGGUGUUAGUAACACCAUAGGAUCAAAUACUUUUGACAUCCUGCUGUGUCUUGGGCUGCCGUGGUUUGUGAAGUCUGCGUUCUUUCCAUCGGAUCCCAACAAUCACUGGGUGGCGAUCAACUCGAACGGUCUUUCUUAUAGCGCAAUAUUUAUCCUAUCAACAUUAAUGGCAUUUUAUAUUUCUCUAUACUUAAACAAAUUCCAGCUGGACUGGAAAGUUGCUAUAGCAUUUCUAUUCAUUUAUGCAUCAUUUAAUGCAAUGGCUGCAAUUAUUGAGCUUAAUAUGUUUUUCCCAGUUAAUUUGCCCAUUUGUCCACAUUAAAGAACUAGGGAUUUAUGAUGUCUUAUAUAAAGAUAGGUAGUUAAGGGACUCAGCGCACUAGGCGUCGACGACCAGUCUUGAAGUUUUAGUCGGCCUCCGUGGCGCAGUGGUAUGCGCGGUGGAUUUAUAAAACGGAGGUCCUGGGUUCGAUCCCCGGCUGGGCCGAUUGAGGUUUUCUUAAUUGAUCCAGGUCUGGCUGGUGGGAGGCUUUUGGCUAGUUACCAUCCUACCGACAAAGACGUACCGCCAAGCGAUUUAGCGUUCCGGUACGAUGUCGUGUAGAAACCGAAAGGAGUGUGGAUUUUCAUCCUCCUCCUAACAAGUUAGCCCGCUUCCGUCUUAAACUGCAUCACCACUUACCAUCAGGUGAGAUUGUAGUCAAGGGCUAACUUGUAAAGAAUAAAAAAAUUAAAAAAAAAGGAGUCGAGUUUCUGUAGUUCUAACUCUGCCGGCACAAUAUCUGACCGCAAUACCCUGAGCUGGCUGAGUGCGACGUUCAAUAAAUUACGGUUUUUCAGUUGACUAGUCGUUGCGAUCACUGGUUGUGAUCGUGACCACGUAGUGCGCUAGGUACCUUAAGAUAAUAUCUACUUCUAACAUUGACUUGUGUAGUUCUAUAAUAACAACAACAACAAUUGUAACAAAUUCAAUUAUUUACAUUGAAAUUAUUUUAUAAAGCUUUCAUUGGAUGGGAGGGGGCAUAAUCCAUACUGAUACCAAAAAUGUUUAUUUUUUGUUGUUUGUCUGUUCAUCCAUAUAUCACACACAGAUACACACCCACACAAGCAUACACACACACACAACUAUAUAUUAUUUAAAAUGUACAAAUUAAAGAACAAAAGUAAAUGUAAACAGAUUGUCCAUUAACUACGGAAAAUAAAUAGAUACAUAACUAUUAAACAAAUGUAUACCUAAUAAUGAAAAAAAUCACGUAUAUAUAUAUAUAUAUAUAUAUAUAUAUAUAUAUAAUUAUAUAAUUUGUAACAGCUUCUUUUCUGUACUGAUUUAAUAAUUUUCUUUGACAAUUUUCUCUUUAAAUUAACUAUUGCUUAAUAAUUUUCUAUUGUUUUUCAUUUACUACUAACAAUGUUUAGUACAGCGUAUAUAUUUCAACGUCUUCUUGUUUGUAUUAUUAUCCUGUGGUAGUGUCUCACGAGUCUGAUGAACUGUUAUUUCGUACUAACUCAGAAGCAUGACAUAACCUAAUAUUUCAAUUACAAUAAAUUUUAUUAAUAAAUCUGAAUAAUAAUGCCACUGUAAGGCGUACUUACCAAAUGCUGAAACAAAAACACCACACACACAAUUAUUCAUUAAUUAAAAAUAGAAUAUAACCUUCUGAAUAACAUUCAGCGCAGCGCAUUCUGUGCAAAACGACUGACAUCCUGCAGGGGCACCCUUGGGGGUUUACUCAGCCGCUGAGUGUCAAAUUCUCAAACAAAUAGAGGUGAAACUCUCGCCGAAUGUUUCCCUGGGGGUGUCCCUACAACGUCUAUGAAUUCCACUGUAAGUCGUAUUAGACGAGACUAAAGUCUCAUUUGGAGGACAUAGACCAAACAGAGACCAAACAGAGAUCCGCUAGUGAUGUCUGGGCUAUUGUGUAACGAUAUUUUUAUAACUCGCAAGUGCGAGUUUUGAAUUCACCUCUAUCUCUCUCUGUUUAACACGAUACUAUAGAAUGAGAAAGAUAGCGGUGAAUUCGAGACUCGCACAUGCGAGUUAUACAAUACAUCGUUAGAGAAUAGCCGUACUGUCGUCCUUUUCUAAACUAGAUUUUUUAUUUCAACUCAUUCAGUGGUUCCGGCAUGGUGCGUGACCGACAAAAAAAACAUGCAAUUUUUGGAUUCAGUGUUGAUUAUGCAAAAAUGUAAAACAUCAUACUAUUUUUAGUGCCAUAUAUACAAUGUUAAUAAAAAUUCAAUAUGUCUUUAAUUUAUUAUUUAAGGUACAGUAUUGGAACUUUCACAAUUAAUUAUUUAUAUUUAAUUCAUUAUUGUUACAACUAAUUAUUAUUUAAUUUAAAUAUUUUUAAGGAUAAAAUACUUUUAUAUUAUAUCAAAUUUUUUUUUAUAUUUUAUGUUAGGUUUUAGUGCCAUAUACACAAUGUUAAUAAAAAAAUCGAUAUUCCUUAAUUAAUUAUUAAUUAAUUAUUAAGGUACAGUAUUGGAACUUUCACAAUUAAUUCUUUAUAUUUAAUUCAUUAUUAUUACAAUUAAUUAUUAACAUUUAAUUUAAAUAUAUUUAGGGAUCAUAAAUUAUAUCAAAGUUAUUUAAUUUUUUAUAUUUUAUGGUAGGUAUUUGUAAAUUACUAAUUUUCAAGGUAUUUUAUAAAAUGACUUUUGAAUGCAGAUUUUGCCGAGUACUAGAAACUUUUCUGAGCAAGUGCGAUGAAAAAAUAUUUUCAAGUCUUCAGGGCCUGUAGCCAUGCAGCAAUAAAAAAUUACAGAUCAGUCGUUAACAUGACCACGUAAACUGUCGAUAAUAAAUGUUAUUCCAAUAGGUACAUUUAUCAAUUUUCAAAACGUUAGAAAGACGUUAAGUUUGUUGAAUGACUCGAUAACUCGACAUGCCACAUGGCUACACACCCAGGUGUUUUCGGCAUUAGCCAAUUAUUCUGACUUAACUUAGGACGCGUUUGCUCGAUCUAGCUGUAUGUAUGAUGUGUAUAACUUAUGAAUUAUGAAGUCAUUUGUAUGAAUAUUGUGUUAAGUAAGUCGACUAAAUAUAAUAAAAAUUGGAUUUUCAAAUAAACAAA
Messenger RNA from Bicyclus anynana (squinting bush brown), 4518 nucleotides. RefSeq names its product sodium/potassium/calcium exchanger 4-like. Lineage: Eukaryota; Metazoa; Arthropoda; Insecta; Lepidoptera; Nymphalidae. The record is from RefSeq and is a predicted model, not a curated record. The transcript is spliced from 11 exons. Gene Ontology annotation, molecular function: calcium, potassium:sodium antiporter activity; calcium channel activity. Gene Ontology annotation, biological process: calcium ion transmembrane transport; intracellular calcium ion homeostasis. The coding region runs from base 210 to 1766 and encodes 518 amino acids. Gene Ontology annotation, cellular component: membrane.